CUCCGUCCCAGGGCACUUCCCCACCCCACCCCGCUCCCUUCCAACUCCAGUUCCGACCCCCACCCCCCGCCACCCCCCCUCGGUUUCUAAAGCUUUCUACUGCUUUAUAUCAUCGAAGAGAAAGAGAGGGAUGUCGUUGGGGAAGCGGCCGAGACGUCCGAUGACGAGGACGACGAGCAUGACGGAGUUGGCGGGGGAGAUCUUCGCCGACGUGCAGGUUCUCCAGCCGUUAGAUCAGGAGAGAGCCCACCAAGGCCACCAGAGGUACCGGCAGAGAGCGGCGGCGGCGGCGGCGGCGAAGGCGAAGGCGGACGGCGGAGGGGGAAAGAGGACGUACGGCGGUAGCGCUGGGGUGGAGGGGCUGGAGACGCGGUACCUCGAAGCGAUGGUGGCCCCCUGGAGCACCGGCAACCGCAGGAACUCCGGCGACUUUGGGGUGGUGGAAGUCGCCUCCUUCUUGAAGGCGUGCAGCCUCUGCAAGCGCCGCCUCGGCCCCGGCCGCGACACCUUCAUGUAUAGGGGUGACAUUGCCUUCUGUAGCCUCGAGUGCCGGCAGCAGCAGAUGAAUCUAGAUGAGAGGAAGGAGAAGUGCUCCCUAACUUCCAUGAAGGACACUCCCACUCCCGCCACCGGCAGCUCCGAGCAGUCGACCGCCGCUUGAGCUCAAUCCCCAUCCUUUCCAAUGGAAUUUGGAAAGCUUGCAGUUAUAUAUAUGUAGUACAUUAUGGCAAAGGAAAUAGAUGUAGUUGGGUUUUAUAGUUUUCAAUCAUCAUUGCUGUUAUUAGAGAACAUGUUAUGAAAGAGCUGAUGCAAUUGCCAACUUAUAUCUUUUCCUUUUUCCUUCCUUUUUUUCUUUUUUCGAUCUUAUUGAUGAGAAGGAAUUGAAGACCCUACACAUGUUUGUGGCUCUGUUUAUUCCUGCGGUAUAUAUGUUUACAACUUGUGAAUUAUCAAAUCAAAUGGCUGUUUUUGGCUUCUGAUUCAAGUAUACUUCUCAUACGAGUCCGGUGAUUCCCCAUCUCUCUUGUGGUUCCUACUAGUCUUCGGCCUUGGAAGGAGAGAAUGGCGCACAAGCUUUCGGUGACAAAAGAUGCGAAACCGUCCAUUCUCUUUUUCUGAAGGACUUUGUUGUUUUCUGGGACCAGCCUUUGUUCGAAAAAGCGUGGAAGAUUGGAGACUACAUGCACACAGUCCCGCUAACUUGUUCUGCUGGCUGAUGGCUACAGCUACGACAGGGUUUUUGGUGUAGGUUCCAUCAUGUAUUACUAUGAUAAUUUUUAGAUUGCCAAUUGGUUAGCACUUCUCUUCCGCUAAGAAGUUCUGUACUUAAAUUUGCAUCGUUAUAUUGUCACCAUUUUUUUUUUUUAAUAAUAUGCUUGAGAGAUUUAUUGAUCUUUCUUUUGUUCA
Elaeis guineensis (African oil palm) is the source of this 1407-nucleotide messenger RNA. RefSeq names its product FCS-Like Zinc finger 5. The record is from RefSeq and is a predicted model, not a curated record. NCBI's taxonomy places the organism in Eukaryota, Viridiplantae, Streptophyta, Magnoliopsida, Arecales, Arecaceae.